Molecule: messenger RNA, 1190 nt
Organism: Umbelopsis ramanniana AG
Lineage: Eukaryota; Fungi; Mucoromycota; Umbelopsidomycetes; Umbelopsidales; Umbelopsidaceae
Exons: 7
Coding region: 87-1037 (316 amino acids)
Biological process (GO): D-ribose metabolic process
Molecular function (GO): ribokinase activity
Source: RefSeq, a predicted model, not a curated record
GCGUCGAGUGGGGUAAAGGGACUGCUUUUGACCUGCAGUACAAGCUUUCGCACGUUCCGAAGAUAUCGUCACUCUCACUCUUUGCCAUGUCAAAGGUACUAAAUUUUGGAUCCAUCAACAUCGACGAAACUUUUGAAGUUCCUCGCUUGUGUCAAAAAGGUGAAACUUUAUCCAGCGUCGGGUAUACUGUCAGAGGAGGUGGUAAAGGCUCAAAUCAAUCAGCUGCAUUGGGAAGGGCAGGAGCAAAGGUUUACCAUGCAGGUAUUGUGGGAAAGGAUGCUGUUUGGGUCAAAGAAUUGAUACGCGACCAAGGCGUAGACGUUACAUUCAUCAAGGUGGAUGAACAAGAGGUCAACGGCCGUGCACUUAUACAAGUGUCCCAGGAAAACGGCGACAAUUGUAUUGUAUUAUACCCUGGCACCAAUGCCAAAUAUACCGCUGAAUAUGCCCAACAGGUAUUGGAAAAUUUUGGACCUGGUGAUUGGAUUUUGCAACAAAAUGAAAUCAGUCAGGGAGGCGCUAUCAUGAAUGUUGCGGCUGACAAAGGUCUCAGCGUCAUAUUUAAUCCUGCACCUAUGACUUCGUCUGUGUUGACCGAAUUUCCAUUGGAUAAAGUGGAUAUUUUACAAGUCAAUGAAACCGAAGCAACUAUAAUGUACCAAGCGGUGACGGGGAGAACAGAUGAACCGGUUCCUGAGGACCUUAUCGAGCUAUUGAUGAGUAGUUAUCCAAAGUUGCAAGGCAUCGUUUUGACACUUGGAGGCGAUGGCGUUCUCGCUUUCUUUAGACAUAACAACAAGACACAAAAGUACAGAAUACCUGUUGCCAAGGCAAUUGUGAAAGAUACCACAGCGGCAGGAGACACUUUUGUAGGAUUCUUUUUGGCAGCAUUCUUAAGAGACAGCCAAGAAGAGUUUUUCAAACGGGUUGAAGCCUCUCUUAACGAAGCUAAUGUAGCAGCGGCUAUUUCUGUAGAACGCCCUGGGUCGAUGUCGUCUGUACCUACUUUAAACGAGGUGCUAGAGCGGUCGGGUUAAUUUGAAAAAAAAUCUUGUGGUCCGACACCGACUUUGGUAGCACAAAGCAAUUAAAAAAGAUCUAAAUUUGUCCAAUUCUUUUUUUUCAUGGUGCAAACCGCCAUUAACGUGAAAGCGAGAAUAGAUGUAUUUCCAUCUAAAAGGAAAUGGAUC